GAGUGCCUCUUAGACAAAGCCACGAGAGAGAAGCUACAGCAGAGCAGGGCUUCCCAGCUGCUGUGGACAGACUCUAUCACUGUCUCUUCUAAGUGGAGGCGAUACGACUUUCCUGCAGUAGUGGAUAAGCCUGGGGUCUUGCUGGGGCCCCCUCGGGGGACACUAGAGGGCAUAUCCAAAGGGCUCCUACCUAGGCAGGUGUUUGUAGCAGUUAGGGGACUAGAUGCAACUGGGUUCUGGCACAAACUCACCAGCCCGUGCCCGGCAAGAGCAAGAGUCGCCUCCAAGGGAGAAAACACCCCGCCGUCCUCAGAGCAGGAAAAGGAGGAGAUAAAGGAGACCGUCUCCUUGUUAGUUACGAGCAGUUUCGCAGUAACAGACGGCAGCGGCCGAAAAAUAUGGAGGGCUCGGAUAACAGCACCAGGAGACAGAGAUCCUUAUGAGGCAGACAAGGCUUUGGGGCCGCUUGCCUUCGCGGUGCUCCAACAGCAGAGACGCACCUUCCUGCAGCUUCUGUAUCUGGAUAAUAUCUUUGCUCACAGAAGGGCUCCUUUUAGAGACAGUCCUCCCGGCCUAGAUAACAGGAGCCCUUCUCCUGCUGCCGACACAGCGACAGGGCAGCAACCUGUAGAACAUACAGAGGAGUGCGAAGUCUUUUCCCCCUUUGGGGAUAACAUAGCGGCGACUGUCUCCUCCCACAGCUCGCUGCGCUUGCAGGGGCUUCCCUUUCUUUUCUGGUUAGACCUGCUGCCUGCAAGCCUUACGCAGUUCAAGGGGCACCAAGUGACAGGGGGAAGGGCAACCCUUUCGCCUUCUAGCCCUAUUGCCGUCGUUAGCUUUCCUCCUAGCCGCUUUGCAAAGGCCCCUGAGGUAUUCUUGCAAUUGAGGGCCGGUGGGGCCCCCGCCCUUGGACAUACGCGACUGCUGGAGGUCACCCCCCAAAGCGUUGUGGUGUACAUACACCCAGACCACUGCGGGUCACCAGAGAACAUCACUACAAAUCCGUAUGAUGAAAUUGAUUGGAUGGCUUGGCUACCCAUCUAG
This is a messenger RNA of Cyclospora cayetanensis, 1044 nucleotides long. RefSeq lists its product as uncharacterized. NCBI's taxonomy places the organism in Eukaryota, Apicomplexa, Conoidasida, Eucoccidiorida, Eimeriidae. The transcript has a single exon. The record is from RefSeq and is a predicted model, not a curated record. The annotation marks the transcript as partial.